Varanus komodoensis (Komodo dragon) is the source of this 1949-nucleotide messenger RNA. It is a transcript of the gene TSPAN15, whose product is annotated as tetraspanin 15. The record is from RefSeq and is a predicted model, not a curated record. Bases 1 to 885 code for a protein of 294 amino acids. Gene Ontology annotation, cellular component: membrane. The transcript is spliced from 8 exons. Lineage: Eukaryota; Metazoa; Chordata; Lepidosauria; Squamata; Varanidae.
AUGGCGGGAGAGUCGGAGCAGGUCCGCUACUGCGCGCGCUUCUCCUAUCUGUGCCUCAAGUUCAGCCUCACCAUCUACUCCACCGUGUUCUGGUUGCUAGGAGCUUUUGUCCUAGGUGUUGGCAUUUAUGCAGAAGUUGAAAGACAAAAAUAUAAAACCCUUGAAAGUGCCUUCUUAGCCCCAGCAAUCAUUCUAAUACUCCUGGGUAUUGUAAUGUUCGUUGUUUCCUUUGUGGGUGUGCUGGCUUCCUUAAGGGACAACUUAUGCCUUCUUCAAGCAUUUAUGUACAUCUUGGGAGUAUGUCUACUCAUUGAACUAACUGGUGGUGUUAUUGCCUUAAUUUUCAGAAAUCAGACAAUUGAUUUUUUAAAUAACAACAUCCGAAGAGGAAUUGUGAAUUACUAUGAUGACUUGGACUUCAAGAAUAUAAUGGAUUUUGUUCAAAAGGAGUUUAAGUGUUGUGGUGGAGAAGAUUUUAAAGACUGGUCCAAAAAUCAGUACCAUGACUGCUCUGCUCCAGGACCUCUAGCUUGUGGAGUUCCUUACUCUUGUUGCGUUGCAAACAAGACAGCAGUUAUCAACACCAUGUGUGGAUAUAAAACUAUUAACAAAGAGCGACUGAGUGUUCAAAAUAUUAUAUAUGUGAGAGGAUGCACCAACGCAGUCCUCAUUUGGUUUAUGGACAACUACACCAUAAUGGCUGGCAUUCUGCUUGGUAUAUUGUUACCUCAGUUCCUUGGGGUGUUGCUAACUUUGCUUUACAUCACCCGAGUAGAGGAUAUCAUUGCUGAGCACAAGUCUGACGAAGCCCUGCUUGCUAGAGGGAGACAGGAAGCUGACAUUGAAUUUACUGGUGCUGGGUGCUGCAUGUGUUACCCAGGGUAAUAUCCUAUGCAAGACAGAUGUCGAACCGCCCUUUGCAUUGUGCCUUGAAUAUAAUCAAGUGGUUAAACUCAUUGUGAUUUGCAAAUGGUAGUGCUUAGGAGACAAGCCUCAGGCCUGUGGAUAUGAUUAAUUGGAAGCACUUCAGUUUUGAGCAUUCUUUAUCACUGGAUCUUGUCUUGAAAUGUCUUGUCUUCUGUGGUAUCUAAACAGUAAACAGCAUAACUAAUCCAGUAGAAAAAAUGUACAGUACCGUUUGUAGAAAAAAUGACUGUACAAGGGAUCUGUAAAGAUAAAAUCUGAACUUUAUUUCAAGCUAUUUUUUCUAGUCAUUUUUAGAAAAUGGCAAGUUACCAAUGCAGGAAAUGAAUUCACAGAACACCUUGGCUGCAUUAAAAUGAUCUUGCAGCGACUUUCCUGCCUCAAAGUGAUGAUUUGACAGAAGUAGAUCCAUUUCCUAAUUUUAAUGAAGGAUACCUGCUACUGGUUUACAUUAGCUUAUUGAAUUUUUCUUUUCAAAAACUUGAAUUUCUUGCAAGCCCUAGUUGUUACAUUUUUAUUAUUUUCAAGCUGUUGCCCCCAGUGUAAGGCACAUUUUUUUCACAGCAGUUGUAGGACAUUGCAAAAGACAUUUGGAAGAAUGUUCAAAUGUAGAUUUUUGUGUGGAAGCCUUAAUACUGAACCUUUCAAGGUUUUUUUUUACUCUUCAGAUUGUAUCUUCAUAUUGAUUCCUAACCAAUGAAGUCUUUUAGGGUAGUUCAAGGAAAUGAUCUCCAUUACGUACCUGUUCAGUCAUAUUUUUAUGCUGCUUCAGAUGGGCUAAUUAACACUGUCUGGAAGUCUUGGGGACUCUUUUGUGCCUUUCUAAUAAAAGCCACUGUCUGACUCAAGUCAGGUCAUGAUUGUUUUGUUGCCAGUUUUAAAAAAAAUCAAUGUAUUACUGUACAUAUUUUUGUAUACUUGUAUUUGCUGCCCCUGAUUAAUUUGAGCCCUGGAUGUAUUGCACUGUAUUUGUCUCCUUUUGUCCACUGAUUGGAGUCUUUCUUUGUACAGGUGUGCCUUGAAAA